AUGUACCGGAACGAAAAACACUGCGGCCGGGCAAUCCAGAACUCCGGCCUCGAUCGUGCCGAAGUCUUCUUCACGACGAAGAUCCCGCCGGGUUCGAUGGGGUACGAGCGCACCAAACGCGCGGUCGACUCUAGUCUGCGAGAAGCGGAGGUGGAUUAUUUUGAUCUAAUCCUCAUCCAUGCUCCGUACGGCGGCAAGGACGCCCGCCUUGGUUCCUGGCGCGCUCUAGUUGAGGCGCAGGCGGCCGGGAAGACUCGGUCGAUCGGCGUAUCUAACUAUGGCAUCCAUCACCUCGAGGAAUUGGAGGAGUAUAUCAAGGGCGGCGAGGGCGGCGAGGGCCGCGGCAAGAUAGACGUUGGGCAGUACGAGCUGCAUCCAUGGCUGGAUAGAUCGGAGAUCGUCGAGUGGCUUAAGAAGCGCGAUAUCGUGGUUGAGGCGUACUCGCCGCUGGCGCAUGGGUAUCGGCUCAACGAGCCUGUUCUGAAGACCUUGGGGAAGAAACACAACAAGUCUCCUGCGCAGAUUAUGAUCCGAUGGAGCUUGCAGAAGGGGUUUGUUACGCUUCCCAAGUCCGUUACGCUGGCGCGCAUCCAGGAGAACGCGGAUGUCUUUGACUUUGAGCUCUCGGAGGAGGAUAUGCAGGCGCUCAAUACGGGAGAGUAUUCGCCGACGGAUUGGGAUCCUACUGUCGAGUAUGAUUGA
Molecule: messenger RNA, 702 nt
Organism: Aspergillus viridinutans
Lineage: Eukaryota; Fungi; Ascomycota; Eurotiomycetes; Eurotiales; Aspergillaceae
Product: aldo/keto reductase family protein
Exons: 3
Coding region: 1-702 (233 amino acids)
Molecular function (GO): oxidoreductase activity
Source: RefSeq, a predicted model, not a curated record